Molecule: messenger RNA, 1170 nt
Organism: Purpureocillium lilacinum
Lineage: Eukaryota; Fungi; Ascomycota; Sordariomycetes; Hypocreales; Ophiocordycipitaceae
Source: RefSeq, a predicted model, not a curated record
AUGGCUCGCAACGGCGACGCGGCGGACGACCUCGUCGCCGAGAUCGACGCCAUCCUUCGCGACAGCGUAUGGGCUGGUGUACCAGGUCUGUCCGCCGCUGUGCACUCAUCGACCAAGACGUGGACCUUUUCCAGCGGCGUCUCCGACGUGCGAACCCUGGACCUCAUCGACGCGACGACGCACCUCUUCGGCAUCGGCAGCAUCACAAAAGUCUUUGUCGCCGUCGUCGUCCUACAGCUCGUCGAGGAGGGCAAACUCUCCUUAUCUGACACCGUGGGCGGCCUUCUCGACCCGGCCGUGUACCACGACAUUGUCGACGCCAAAGACGCGACCGUGGCGCGCCUCCUGAGCCACGAGGCGGGCAUCGACUCCUGGGAAGACGACCCGGACUGGAUCCGCAGCGGCCGCGGCAGCGAGACAGACCCUUCUCACAUUUGGACCAAGACGGAGCCCCUCGACUACAUCCGCCGGCCCAAGAAGACGGCCCCCGAGCCCGGCAAGUGGUACUACUCCAACACCAACUACACAUUCCUCGGUCUCAUCAUCGAAAAGGCCGCGCAGAGCACCGCCGAGGUGGAGAUCCGGCGCCGCAUUCUCACCCCGCUCGGUAUGAGACAGACAUACCUUGAAGGCUUCGAGCGUCCUCCCAGCGACGGCUCUCCCCCUUGCCGCUACCACUGGGCCACUGACACGUUCCGCGACGCGGCCGGCAAGAGCCCCUCGUUCCCGUCCGUGAACGAGCGCCUCAUCGACUGCACCUCUUCGACCCUGUCCACCGAGUGGACGGCCGGCGGAAUCCUCUCCUCAGCACGCGACCUCGUCACCUUCGCAGCCGCGCUACGGGACGGCAAGCUCCUCAGCGCCGAGUCCCUUGCCAUCAUGACGGAGUGGCGGCCCGCGACCAACGGCGAGGAGAUGGGCCAUGGACUCUUCCGCAUGAAGCGGCCAGGAGGAGGCAAGUGGCUGGGUCACUUUGGCGGCGUGCUGGGCUUCACGGCGGCGCUCUGGUGGGAAGAGGGCGGCGACUGCGUCGUCUCGGUACUGUCCAAUGUGGGCACGAUGCAUGCGGGCAACGUACCGUCGAGCGCCGGCCACGUCGUGGUCAAGUCCGGCUUGUUGGAGGUUGCCUCCAAGCUGGCUAGCGGCUCUGUGCCUGUGGGCGAGAAUUGA